Vespa velutina is the source of this 2399-nucleotide messenger RNA. Its product is annotated as gastrula zinc finger protein XlCGF57.1-like. The transcript has 3 exons. Gene Ontology annotation, molecular function: RNA polymerase II transcription regulatory region sequence-specific DNA binding; DNA-binding transcription factor activity, RNA polymerase II-specific. Gene Ontology annotation, cellular component: nucleus. The record is from RefSeq and is a predicted model, not a curated record. NCBI's taxonomy places the organism in Eukaryota, Metazoa, Arthropoda, Insecta, Hymenoptera, Vespidae. Gene Ontology annotation, biological process: regulation of transcription by RNA polymerase II. The coding region runs from base 764 to 1966 and encodes 400 amino acids.
GCGGUACAGUCGGGAGUGAGAGUGUACGUUCUCAAUCAGUAGGACACUUUCAUCGAGCUGAGGAAAGUGAGGGAGACCGUCAUUUCUUCGAGAAAACCUAGGUGGGAAAGAAAAAAAAGUGGUUAGAGACGAUUAGAUGGGGAAAGAGAAGUGAAAGACGAGAAUCGCGAGAAGAGAGUGUUCGGUAGAAAGAAGAAGAGAGGGAGAGAGAGAGCAUGGAGAAAGGGAGAGACAGUGUUGCAGUAACGUCGACUCAUCGUAAAAACAUGUUUCAAUUCCAAAAGAGAUCGUAGCUUGACUCUAUUACUUUCUCUUUCUUCCUUCCCCUUCUCUCCUUUUUUUUCUUUAUUUUCGUCGUCUUUCGAAUACCUAUAGGAUUCGAAUCGAGAUAUAUACGCGAGAAAGUAAAGAAGAAACGAGAAAUGCGAAGGAUAGAGACGCGACAUUGACCGCAGAAACAGGCAGGAAAAGGACGCGAAGGAAUAGAAUCGGUUUCUCAUCGUGGAAGGGAAGAAAAUGAUGACGACUGCACGUGCAGACGCGCUCAAUACGAAAAUGGAAAAAAGAAGGAACGAGAGGGAGACUCGAUGAAACAUUUCCUGAAACGGUAGACGGAAGAACGUCGCCGGGGGAAGCCUUUUAUUCCAAAGGGAGUCCCUCGGAAGGGAGAAAACGGACGCGCCGACUACUGCGACACGAAGUACGAAAAUAGACAAAGCUAUUAACUGGAUGAUAUAAAAGGACUUUCGUUGGCUGAUCAAACAUGAACAGAAACAACAAUAACAAUAACAACAAUCAUAAUAAUAACAACAAUAAUAACAAUAUGUCAUUAACCACACCGCCAGCGAUACAUGUCGGUCCGAUAAUAACGCCAGGUUCGAAUGAGACCAUUUCUAUAGUGAUACCGUUGUCCGCUCAAUUGGCCACUGUUUCUGGACAAAAGGUCGAGAAAGCAUCUUGUAAGGAUUGUGGGAAGGAUGCAAAGCAACGUUCGCCGAAUGGAGCUACGCCGCGAAUUAGAAAUGAUAAGACGAAGGGUUGUCCUUAUCCCACUUGUACACGAUACGGUCGCGCUUUUUCAAGGGCACAUGAUUUGAAGCGUCACAUCGCACGACAUGAAAUGCGGAAAGAAAAGCUGAUGGAUGGUGAGAAGGGACAACUGGUCAUCGGUUGUCUUGAAUAUGCAAAGAAUCUCGUAAACGAUUCUGCUUUGAGGACGAACGAGUCCUUUAAGACAGAAAUUCCUAGAGAUACAGAAACUAACGUUAAAACGUACACAUGUCCUCGUUGCAAGAAGAGAUACUUAGAGGAGGGCAAAUUUAAGGCUCAUCUCGCUAUGCAUGACAAGGUAAUCAUUGUCAAGACAAUGGCGAAGAACGUAUGCACUCUAUGCGGGUUACAACUUCAGAACGAAGCCGAUAUGCAGGAACAUAUGAAGCAACACGCGGGUGCUAUCUUGCAUACUCAGUCGGCCCAGUCAAUGCCACAAAAUGAAAAGGAGGAUGAUUUCCUUCUCGAAGAGAUGCUCCUACUGCAUAAAAAUCCACGAAGAACAUCGUCUUCCGAUAAAACAGUCGAUGUUGCUAGUGGCAAAGUCGCGACAAAAAUUAGGUGCGACUACUGUUCGAAGACUUUCAAAACAAAAUGGACAUUGAGUUCCCACGUAGCCGCACACGAAGGUCGUUAUCAGUUUGAUUGUGCCCAGUGCGGCAAGAAAUUUGUGAGAAAGAGUCAUUACGAGGGACACGUACGUUCCCACGAAGCAGCGAGGCCUUACGUAUGCGAGCAGUGCGGAAAGACGUUCAAGGAAUUGAAGCACAGACGCGAACACACCAAAAGAAAGCAUCCUGGAAAUCAGAGUGCUAUACAAAAUCUCUUGGAUAGCAUCAGUCCGUGUGCAUCUGAGGAAGUGCCGGUCGAUCAGGCUAAAUUUACUCUCUUGAUGCCGGUGAACUUUACCGCUUAACAAUAAGACGUAUCGAAUGUAUUGAUUUAAAAGCUUUUUCUCUCAUAUGUAUAUCUAGAGAUAUGAUAGACUUUACGUUGAAAUCUUUGUUAGUUUUCUGAAGAUGCACCGAUAAGAAAAAAUUAGCAUUAACGAGUUUCAAUUUCUUAUAUAUGGCGUAUUGAACUUUUUUUCUACAUAGUCUUUAUAUAUCUUUUUUAAUGGUAAAAUCAAUGUAUUAUGUAUAACAAUGAUGAAGUUAUUAAAUUAUUCUUUUGUUUCGUCUCGUCGAAAAUUCUUAUACAAAAUUUUGUUAUCGAAAGAAGACGAAUAAAUCUUAAAUUUGCUUACGAUGGAACAAAGAAAAUAACAAAUAAAUGUAACGUUAUUUGCUGUGCACCAUUUCUAGAAUAUUUUAAUAAAAUUUUAAUAUCGAUGUGUCGACGAAAUACCA